AUGAGCACCAGGGAUCUGACCUUCCAGGGCGUCGUCCUUCUCAUCUUCAUUUCGCUAAUCAACACGGCGGCAUGGCUUGGGUGUAUGCUAGCGAGAGCUGUAUUCUUGACGGUAAUUGUGAACAUUGGCCUCUACCAAAAACAAAGCGUUUCCUCCUUGCUGACAACAGUUGACCCCGAAUUGGUUUAUUUCCUCUGGAGCGUUGGCAUGUAUAUCUUCUGGCAAAGGAACGUGCGACCAGGAAAGCUGUUUUGUGUGAAGGACAUAGAUGCAUCAAAGUCUACAAUCCAGUUGUAUGAUACAUCUUUGUUUGGACAGUCUUGGUUCGUUUUGCCCUCCAUAGCCAAAUGCCAGGGAAUCCUCAGUCUUCUGAUUAUCCUUUUGGCGGCCCGGCGGCUCGUUCAAAGCAUUAUGAUCUUCUACUUCGAGUUGGGUUUCAUGGCCAGCAUGAACGGCCAAGUCGUCAAGUACCUCACCAAAUAUGCAGCGCUGAGAAAACUCAACACCAAGUGGGCUGCCUAUCACCUGUGUAAGGACACACUAUCUCAAGGUUCAUGCGAUGGCACGAGCCAAGAAGACGAAGACAGAAUGGAUGGAGGGGGGGGUCUCCGAUGCACAGAGUUGAGGAGGGGAAGGAGCAUGAUUUCUGUCACUUCCAGGACUUCACGUUUUUCACGGCAUCCAUCUUUAAGAGUGCCCACCAGAGCCCUUCCGUCUCUUGUCCUCGACAAGCCGUAA
Messenger RNA from Eimeria mitis, 738 nucleotides. RefSeq lists its product as uncharacterized. The transcript has 4 exons. Bases 1 to 738 code for a protein of 245 amino acids. The record is from RefSeq and is a predicted model, not a curated record. Lineage: Eukaryota; Apicomplexa; Conoidasida; Eucoccidiorida; Eimeriidae.